This is a messenger RNA of Acipenser ruthenus (sterlet), 444 nucleotides long. RefSeq names its product collagen alpha-1(XXIII) chain-like. The transcript has 8 exons. The record is from RefSeq and is a predicted model, not a curated record. The annotation marks the transcript as partial. Lineage: Eukaryota; Metazoa; Chordata; Actinopteri; Acipenseriformes; Acipenseridae.
GGUGACAAAGGAUCUGAUGGUACUCCUGGGAUAAGAGGCCAGGCAGGGCCACAGGGAGAAUCGGGACCUGUGGGUAAUAAUGGGAUCAAUGGUGAAAAAGGUGAAAAUGGCGAGAAAGGGGAAUAUGGUCCUGCAGGCAAACCAGGAAAAGAAGGUUUGAAAGGUGAUCCUGGCCCUCCUGGUCUUAGCGGCCCCAUGGGUGAAAAAGGGGAUAUAGGUAUUCCAGGUCCACCAGGUCUAUCUUGUCAAUCUGAAGGACUGAAGGGAGAACCAGGUUUACCUGGUCCAUUGGGAGAAAAGGGUCCACCAGGGCCAGAAGGUCAGCCAGGUUCACCAGGCAAGGAAGGUCAAAGGGUGAGUAAACUUUGUUAACAUUUGCGCAGUGUGUUAACUGUCUUAACUGAGAUACUGGCAGCUGUGGAAGACAAGGAGCAUACUUGAGAC